Molecule: messenger RNA, 2838 nt
Organism: Caenorhabditis auriculariae
Lineage: Eukaryota; Metazoa; Nematoda; Chromadorea; Rhabditida; Rhabditidae
Source: the annotation of a GenBank genome assembly
AUGAGGUAUGCGUAGAUUUUUUUCCUAAAAAAUUUUUUUUUCUAGUUUCGGACUUUGGAAUUGGAUUGCGCUGGAUUUGCGGCUCAGCAGUUCCCCUUUGUUGGCUGACCCAAAAGUAUUUUUCCAGUUAUGAAAAAGUUUUUUCUCAACAUCACCUUUAGAACUACGUUCCCGAUGAAGUCGAUUUGAAUGCGGAUCCCGAAGCUUUGAAAAUCUGGCUUUCCAUUAUGGAGGAUUCAAUUAAAAAAGUUCAUUCCAAGAAAAUAAAUUCAUAAAUCAGAUUUUUUCAGGUUGCCGAGAUGGCAAUCAGCUCUCAACGCUUCUCUAUGACCGCUUCUGAGAGGGCGUCUCUUUUCCGCAAGAACUUCCUUGCCAAAAUCCAUCUCCUUCGCGAAAAACCUUUGUUUGUAUGGAAAGCUCCAAAAAUCAUUAACCAUUCCGUUUCAGUGCCUAUGGCUCGGCUAACAUCCGUAACUUGUUGGAUCUCCGCGAGCAGAUCCUCAAUGAGCACGGGUUUGAUGACGCCUACUCGCUGGUUGGUUUUUUGAUACCUGCGGUCUAAAGCUACAUAGUUUCAGCUAACUGUGAUAUCCAAAAACUGUUUUUGGGCUAAAAUGACCCUGAAAAAAUGAAUUUCAAAAACAAAAUCUCCAGUUUUCAGGAAAAUUGCAAUAUCCGAGUCUCCAUCGGAGUGUUAUCAAAGCUUCAACGAAGUUAAACACUAUUUAAGCUUUAAGCUACCAAAAAAGCAAGAAGUUAUAAAAAAAGUUUAUAAGCAUUCGCAUUCUUUUUUCCAUUCGCUCAUCAGAAGAGGAAAUAUUUUUUUCAAGAGAUUUGCGUUUUUGAGGGCCAUCGAAAAAUACAAACUAAAUCAUAAAGUGUAUACAAUUCAGCAAAAAGAGAUGGAAAACAGUGCCGCCGUUCGAAGCUAUACCAACGUUAUUGCCAACAUCAGCAAAGUCAGUUCUAAAAAUAUUUUAUACGACUAAUAUAAAAUCCCUCUUUUUAAAGAUUCAAGACUUUGAACAAAAAUGGAUCCUACUUUCGCGUGGGAUGCUGGCCGGAAACGUCUUUGACUGGGGAGCAGAGAAAGUUAUUCAAUUGAUGCAAAGAGCUGGAGGACUUUCCUUUGAUGAAGCUCUUCAAGAAAUCGAAGGUUUUUUCUCAUUUUUAUCAAAAAAAGUUAGUGAAAUUUGGUUUCAGAGCGUCCAUGGCUUCACGAUGGAUUAGAUAAAUUCCUGUCAAAUUUGAGCAAUGCGAACUACAAAUGCGCUGUGAUUUUUGUUGACAACAGUGGUGCGGACUUCGUUCUGGGAAUCCUGCCGUUCGCUCGUGAACUCGCAUCUUUUGGAAUCAAGGUGAGUUUUUUUUUUCAAUUUUAAGAAAGACAAGUAUCUCGAAAAGUAUAUAAAAAUCAGACAUUCUCAUUCACGCUUAAAAUAACUCUAUCAUAAAAAUCACUUGGAAUGCAGAAAGCGAUAUACUUGAAGUAUUGCGUUGAAUUUUAUUACAUGAUUAUAGAGGAGAACCUUAAAAGAACUAUUGCACUCUUUUCUCGAAUAAAACAUUAGAAAACAUUGCGUCAGGUUCAUUGUUAGAGCAACGGUGUAUGCACCACGUCGAUUAUCGUAGACCACAAAGACGUGAAAAAAAUAGAAAUCUAGCCGAUUCACGGCUAACUUGGGACGCUGAGUGGGCGUGGCUUGUCUGCGCUCUCCACCAAUUAGGCACUAUCUCUUUUAUUGUCGUACCAGGGUCCUUUUUUCGAAGGUUCGAGCCAGUCGUGAAAUAGCUAUAGGCCAUUACUUGAUGUUCACAUCUUUCAAGGAGACGUCAGGACUUAUCCAAUGGAUGAAACAUUUUCGAUCUUUUGUGAAACUAUAUUUUUUGUUUCUGAGCUAAGAGACACUAGGAAAUGAAAACAGUCUUUUUAUUAUUUUCUCACCAUUCUUUCACGUUGUCUAAAGUAUUGCAAAAAAAUUUAAUGGGAUAGUAAGUCCAGAAAGCCUGACAAGCCUCAAAUUUAGGCGCAUCUUCGUCCAAUUAUCGAAAAAAUUCUAUCAACUCUUUUGUGCUUCAGGUCAUUGUCGUCUCCAACCUGUACCCCGCGCUGAACGACCUCACCUACACCGAAAUGCUGGGUAUCGUUAGCUCCAUCAGAGCCAUCGAUCCUGUCGUCGACAAGCAUAUCGAGAACGGUCAACUUCUGUUCACCCAUCAUGGACAGGGAUCCCCUUGCCUCGACUUCCGGUGAGAUAAUUAUUCAGGCGCGAAGCAUAAUAUAGAAAUAUCAAUCUUUCAGUCGUAUCCACUCUGACCUCAACGAGCUCGUCAUCUUUGAGAAAGUUGAUCUGGUCAUCAUUGAGGGAAUGGGUCGAUCUCUUCACACAAAUUUCUCGGCCAAAUUCACUUGCGACUCUCUGAAGGUGGGUUAUAUUUCAUUAUAAUUAAUCUUGAAACGGUUUUUUUUUUCGCGGGUAGAGUUUUUUUCAUUCAAGAUCACGAUUGCUAUUUUUUUCAAGCUUCAGAUUAAUUUAACUCACCCGACUCUUCUAUUGAUCUUGAAAUCGGUUGAAUAUACUAGAUACAAAACACGGAAGCUGGUUUCCAAGUGAGGAUACAUGAAGAAACUAAUUCAAUAUGCUAAAUUUCUAGGGCUUUUAAGCAACUUUUCUCACAAAUAGAAAACUUGGAAUUUCAAAAUUCAUUGGUAGGCUAGCGAUAAAAGUUUCGAAUCAGGUGGCUGUGAUCAAGACUCAAUGGCUGGCUGAUCGCCUGAACGGCAAACUGUUUUCCGUCGUCUUUAAACUCGAUGAGGGCUGCGUUCAGGAAGACUGA